Cuscuta europaea is the source of this 2332-nucleotide messenger RNA. NCBI's taxonomy places the organism in Eukaryota, Viridiplantae, Streptophyta, Magnoliopsida, Solanales, Convolvulaceae. The record is from the annotation of a GenBank genome assembly.
CAUUUAUAUGAAGCAAAACGAUGAAUUAUUUAUAUACUUCGUAUAAUAUAAAUAUAGAAAAUACUAGUAUAUAUUUUACAGUAUUGGAACAAUCUUAUCACGGGCAAGGUCUGGGGUAACACCCUAGCUAAGAGUGAUUUAUUAUUGAUUACUCCUAGUUAAUACUCCCUCAAUAUUUUAAUGUUCACUACAUGAGGUUGGACACAUUAUUUAAGGAGUAAAGGAGUAGGGGUAGUGAAUAAUGUACAAUAAGUAGGAGAAAUUGUGUAAAAGUAUGAAAGAAAAGAUAAAAAGUAGAUAAAAUAAAGAUAGUUGAGUAUUUUAGGGAAAAUGUGCAAAUAAACCCUCAAACUAACACAAAAAAUGCAAAUCACCCCUUUUAUAGAAGCUUCUAUCUUACCGUCGUCAUUUGGGGUGCUUACCGGUGAAUUUUUUUGAUGAUUUUUUUAUCAUCUUCUUCAUUAAGUCUAGUUUACCUAUACCAAAUUUUAGGUACAAAUUCAACCGGGAAGACAGUCAAAUGAUUUUCUGAAAUAUACUACGUUGUUUAAGUGCGCAAUUAUCUUCAAACAUUUAUCUGACUCCCUUCACAAUUGAAUGCUUAACUGAAAUUUGAUAUGGGUAAACUAAACUUAAUAAAGAAGAUGGUCAAAAAAAUUCGUCAAAAAAUUCCACCGGGAACUGCCUCAAAUGGCGACGGCCGGAUAGAGAUUAAAAGGGUUAAUUUGCACUUUUCCGGUUAGUUCGAUGACUUAUUUGCCUUCUUUUCCCAGUAUUUUACGAGGAGUAAGCUUACCAAAAAUGAAAGCCUAAAAAACUUUUAAAUGGCAAGGAAGAGUAGUUAAGAGUGAUUUAUUAUUGAUUAAUCCCAUCAAAGCCGAAUAAACUCGAAAAAACUUGGAAAAAUGAAAGUUGUAGUUUCCCCGGUAGAAGCGGUUGAGGCGACCCAUUGCCAGCAUCAUUAAGGUGCGUCAGUCUCACGAAUCACUUUCGGUUUAUUAAUAUUCACUUAUCAUACUCAGCUCCGCCCCCAACUGUGAGACUGAUCACAUUUUUCUGUUCUUCACUUUAGGAGUUUUGACUUGCAUAAAAAUGGAUCUUCCAGGAGCAUUAAAAUCCAAUUGUACCGGAAAAUUGCGUUUUAUGGUGUUGAAAAGCUCGAUUAUUGAGAAACCCAUUGUUUCUGGGUACCUGAAGAACAUGGUCGUGGCUACUGGUUUACUUUCCGUGUCAUCAUAUCGGGUCGAGAGUUCGGAGAUUUUCCGUAUCAAAUUGCCAACAGGCGGUGCCUUCUCGCCAUCCGGGUUCUCGAGAUCGUUUGUUAUCAGAGCGACGGGUAAGCAUGACAAUUCAUUUGCAGAAGAUAAUGGUUCUAAUGAAAGCAAUCCUUUUUCCGAAAAGAACACCAAUCGUGAUGGUGGCCAGAAUUCCUAUCACAAGUCCAUUGAUUGGAGAGAUUUUAGAGCUUCUCUUUAUAUUCAGGAGCAGGCUGCAAUUGCCGUCUCUGACCCUCAAAAGCGCGAUGGAACUGCAUUUGGCUUUAAAUCUCUUCCUCCAAAGUGGGCACACCCCAUUGCAGCCCCUGAGAAUGGCUGCCUCCUUGUUUCUACCGAAAAGCUUGAUAGCGUCCGCAGCUUUGAGAGAACAGUAGUUCUUCUUCUGAGAACUGGAACUAAUCGUCCCCAAGAGGGGCCCUUUGGUCUGGUCAUAAAUCGCCCACUUGGAAAAAAGAUGAAACACAUGAAGCCCACAAAUCUUGACUUGGCAACCACUUUUUCUGACUGCUCCUUGCAUUUUGGCGGGCCUCUUGAUGCAAGUAUGAUCUUGUUAAAAGAAGAAGGAAACUCAGAGCGUAUUCAUGGAUUUAAUGAGGUGAUUCCCGGUGUGUCAUUUGGUUCUCGGAACAGUCUGGAAGAAGCAUCUGCUCUAGUAAAGAAAGGGGAGCUUAAACCUCAAAAUUUUAGAUUCUUCUUAGGGUAUGCAGGGUGGCAGUUAGACCAAUUGAUGGAAGAGCUUGAAUUGGGUUAUUGGUGUGUUGCUGCAUGUAGUGCAAAUUUGAUAUUUGGGAGUUCUCCUUCUGAGAGUUUGUGGGAAGAGAUUUUACAGUUGAUGGGUGGCGAUUACUCUGAGAUAAGUCGCAAGCCUAGGAAAGACAUUUGAGGGUCCAGUCAGUAGUGGGGUUAGACUUUUUUCUAUUAUUGAUACUAAUAAUAAUAAUAAUUAAUAACUUCGUGGGGUUAGAAUUUUUUUAAUAACUUCGUUUUGAAGUGCAAUGUACAUAAUGCUAACAUCUGUCUCUAAAUAAGGUUAAUAGUGCACCCCUGUUUGUUCC